AUGGCUACCCCUAGUGUUCUUGCUUUUGACGCUGAGGGUCGAGCCAUUGACUUUGAGGUUUGGGUAGAUGACCUGCAGCUCUUCCUACAGUGCGAUAGGGCAGACGGUCUCUCUCUCUUUGACCUCACCUCUGGCGCCUCUCCUGCCCCUGCUGCUGAUGCGGACCCCACUGUUCGCUCCCACUGGGCCACGCGCGAUGCUGCUUCACGUCUUGCUGUGCGUCGCCACCUGCCUACCACUGAGCGAGCGCACUUUAGUCAAUACAAGAGUGCUCAGACCUUGUACGACGCUGUAGUUGCGCGCUACUCUUCCCCUGCCACUGCUGCACUGAGCCGCCUCAUGCUACCGUACCUCUUCCCUAACCUUGCUGCCUUUCCCACAGUCGCUGACCUCAUUACGCAACUCCGCACUAGUGACACUCGCUACCGCGCCGCGCUUCCUGCUGAGGACCACUUCCUCUCAGUCUGUCCCACCACUCUCACUGUUGACCUCCUCGAGAAGGCCCUCCUAGCAGCGGAGAAGAGCAUAGUCGCUGUAGGAGCCUCUCGUGGUGACCCUCGCACCCCCAUCUUUGAGGGGUGUUCCCCUUCCCCCCUGUUGCCCUCUGUCGCCUCUGCUGCUGCGGCCGACCUCGUUGGUCUUGAGUCGGUCGGUGCGGCGUCUGCCCCUAGCGGGAGACGUCGCUCUGGCAAGGGCAAGGGGGUCAAGGGCGCGGGUGGAGCUAGCGGGGGUGGUGGAGGUGGCGGUGGAGGCGGCGGAGGGAGUGGGGGUGGCGGUGGGAGUGGCGGCGAGGGUGGAGGUGGCGGUGGCAGCAGCGGAGGCGGAGGCGGCCGAGGCGAUAGAGGUGGGAGCGGAGGCGGCGGUGGUGGCGGAGGUGGAGGCGGCGGUGGUGGAGGAGGUGGAGCAGGUCGGGGUGGUGCUUUGCAGCGGAGCGGCUCCGGUGGUGGUCAGCGCCAGCAGCAGCAGCAGCAGCAGCAGCAGCGUUCUCGGGACAUCCCCCCACCUCAGCAGCUCCGUGAGUGGUAG
Closterium sp. NIES-65 is the source of this 1026-nucleotide messenger RNA. The record is from the annotation of a GenBank genome assembly. NCBI's taxonomy places the organism in Eukaryota, Viridiplantae, Streptophyta, Zygnematophyceae, Desmidiales, Closteriaceae.